Messenger RNA from Vespa crabro (European hornet), 670 nucleotides. RefSeq lists its product as uncharacterized. The transcript is spliced from 2 exons. Lineage: Eukaryota; Metazoa; Arthropoda; Insecta; Hymenoptera; Vespidae. The coding region runs from base 1 to 441 and encodes 146 amino acids. The record is from RefSeq and is a predicted model, not a curated record.
AUGCUGGCUACAUCGAUUUGUCGUGAGGUGCACUUCACUGUGUUACCACAAAGUAAUAAGACGAUGAACGCCGCUGCCGCCGCCGCCGCAGCAGCAGCCGCAACCACAUCUCGUGUUUCACGUUGCUUAUUUGGAUCACCGAAUUCACGAGAAACCGCCGAUAUGCUUCAAGAGGCUCUUGAUAACGAAAGAAAGAGUUUCACUAGGCGAUGGGGCGUAGAUCCAUGUUCUGAAAAUAAAGAAAAUGAUUGCCGAUGGAAAUUCCACGAACAAAAUACGAAGAAACGAUCCAGCCCAUAUUCCAAGCAGACCAAUAUUCACGAUUAUUGGCGUGCUCGGAAGGCUGGAGAAAGUGGGAAGAAACCAUUAACAUCAUCGAGCGACAUAACAAAGCCGCAAAGUGUUGACCGAAGUCCACGACGAAGUCCACGAAGCCAUUAAAAUAAAGAAAUAAGGAAAGAAAGAAAGAAAGAAGAAAAAAGAAAAAAAAAAAAACAAGAAAAAAGAAAAAAAAAAUUAGUAAAUAAUUAAAUAAAUAAAUAAAUAAUUCAUUCGAAUCGUUAGACAAAUAAUAAUUCAACUUGAUAUAAUUUAUCACUAACUACUAAAUAACGUUUCCAAUACUAUCACUAUUAUUAUUAUUAUUAUUAUUAUUAUUAUUAUUAUUAUU